GGUCAAGUUUACCAAAUGAAAAAAAUUAACGCCGAUCAAGUACGAUCGUAGAAAAGUAGAAACGCCAGACAGUCCGUGACUUCACUAAACGUUCAGGUAGUGUCCAGGAGACACUACCUUGGUUGGGUUUGUGAAGCUAACGAAGCUAACAGACGCAUCUGAUGCAGCUCGAGCAGGAAGCUAACGUGGCUAACUAACGUCAGCGGUUGUUUUCAGGUAAAGUGACCGACCACAGCUGCGCACAGUCGGGCACAGCGGGGAUGAGCUGUCCGGUGAACCUUCAGGCUUUGCCGUCCGGUGUAUUUGACGAGGUGUUUACCCCGGACAAUGUGAGAGGAAGGACUUCUACAAACUCUCUCACUCCGCUGAGUUUCCCCAAAUCCAGAUCAGCUCUAUGGGACGGCAGUCCAGCAGGAGAGAAGCUCCGCCUCCAGCUCUGCUCACACAGGAAGCCUCGGGUGGUGCUCUUGGAGAAAGCUCUGCGUUUGGCUCAGCGUCAUGUCCGUCACAGCAACAAGUCCCACCUCCACUGUUUCUUCCUGGGAUCAGUGUCUGUGGACUCAGAUGAGGAAGGGGUCACGGUGACUCUGGACCGGUUCGACCCGGGUCGGGACCAGGCCGGAUCAUCAGACAGGGUUCCUUCUGCUCAGCUUCCCGGAGACGUCCUGGUUCCCUGUCUGUUCUCCACUCAGACUGAGACAACACCUGACACUGUCGACCAAUCAGAGGCUGAGCUCCAUCAUUGCUUCAAAGUGUUGCAGCGGUUUGUGAGCAGCAGACAGUCUCUGGAUCUGUCUCAGCUGUUUAAGGUCAGAGGUCACGUGAUCUGCUGUCAGCAGUCUGAUGCUAUGGUGUUCGAUCUGAGCUGGUCGGCCGUCUGUCCGUCCGCCAGCGUGGAUGUUCAGCCAGUCCGAGCCGUUCCCGUCAUCCCCACCGCUCUGCUGAGGAGUCUGAUCAGCAUCGACCGACCACUGCAACACACCGCCAGCCGACAAAGAGGGUUUCUGACCAUGGAUCAGACCAGGAAACUCCUCCUGCUGCUGGAGUCUGAUCCUAAAGCCUCCAACCUGCCGCUGGUCGGACUCUGGCUGAGUGGAGUCACACACAUCUACAACCCCCAGGUGUUGGCCUGGUGUCUGAGGUUCCUGUUCAGCUCCAGCCUCCAGGACAGAGUUCUGUCAGAGAGCGGCUGCUUCCUCCUCCUCCUCUUCACGUCAACUCACAGAGCUCCUCAGUUCUUCCAGUGUCGAGCACCCAGACCGGGACCAGGACUACAGCUGGACUGUGAACUGCUGACUGCCUUCCAGUCUGUCACACUGUACCAGCAGGGGGCGUCGGUGGAUGGCCGGACUCUGCGGUGUGAGCUGGGUUCAGAGGAUCACAGCAGGCAGAUGGAGAUCUUCAGAGAGGCUCAGAGCUCCUUUAACAGUGCCGCCCCGCCAGCUGCUGGUCUCUCCAUCAGUGAUCAGGACUCUGGAGUUGAGGAUGAAGACCUUUCUCCACGACCGUCCCCGAGUCCUCACCUCCCUGCUCAGCAGACUCGCAGAGUUCAGCCGUCUGUUCCUGAACUUUCUCUGCUGAUUGACAGCAGCUUCACCUCCAAUCACAACAGUCGACAGGACCCUGGCUCCGCCCACAGGCUGCCUCCACCUUCUGCAGACAGGAAGUCUGCUCCUCCAGCAGGAAACACCUCCUCCACUCCUGCCUCCUCCUCAGCUCCCAGACCCGCUCCUCCUCCUCACUUACACAGCACCCCCAACUCCAACCCGCAGCAGCCCUGCUCCUGCUGCUCCACCCACACUUACACCUGUACCUCCAUAUUCUCUUCCCCUGGAGUCCUCCCUGCUCCUCCCUCACAUCACCACACUUCUCCUCCCCCUUCCAGAAACCUUCCAGCUACUCCUUCUCUUCCUCCAUCUUCCAAUCAAGGUACUCCCCCAUCCUCCCAUCACUCUCCUCCUCCUCCCUCCCCCUGCCAAGCUAUUCCUCCGUCUUUCAGCCACUCUGCUCCUCCACCUUCCCUUCACCCUGCUCCUCUUCCCUCCCAUAACCUUUCUUCUCUUCUUUCCACCCAGCACCACACUUCCCCUCCCUCCACUCAUGUCUUUGCUCCUCCUCCUCCUCCCUCCCCCCUCCUCCCCCCUCCUCCUACCCGUCCCUGCAGCCAUCCUCCUCUUGUCCCACAUUGUGGGGACUCACCCUCUCCUCACCCCUCCUACCCAGCAGACCCUGUGUCUUCCCCCUGGCUCCCCCGUCCCUCCUGUGUGAAUCAGUGCUGUGAUCAGGUGGGGGGAGUUGUAACGUCUGACACCUACCAGCUCCUCCUCCAUCAGGACCGACAGCUGCGCCUCCUGCAGGCUCAGGUCCAGAUGCUGCUGGAGGCUCAGGGAAAGCUUCAGUCCUCCAGUCACCAGGUGGACACUCAGACACCCAGGACCACAGCCAGCAUUGCUGUGGGGACAGGUGCCAGUCUGUUCUGGGGGGAUCCUGUCCAGCAUCUCCCUCACUUGGAGGUACAAGCUCCUCCCCCCUCCUCUCCCAACCCUCCCUCCUCCUCCAAAUCUUCCUCCUCCAACCCCAGCCCCUCCUCCUCACGUGACCUGACCAUCAGCAGGCCUGUGGGUGGGGCGGAGGACGGUGACUCCAGUCAUCAUGUAGAUCCCUGCUCCCCCUCUGGUCAGCACAGCAUCAGAGGUCUGCAGAGUCCAGUCCUGGGAGAGAGUCUGAGCAUGUACCGACCUGCAGAUGACCAGAGCUUCUAUCAAAACCUCAUGACACAGCUGACCAGUCGUCUUCAGGAGUCAGAGAGCAGACCAGACGUGGAGGAGGAGGAGGAGGAGCAGGAGUCCAGGAGGAAGAGUCUGUCUGUGAUUUCUGACCACGCCCAGUCCUUCCAGUCCCCCUCCUCCUCCUCCUCCUCCUCCUCCUCUUCUUCAUCCAGGAGGAAGCAGCAGCAGAGUCCAGGAGGAGACCCAGUGGUCAGUGCCACUCUGCGGCAGCUACAACAGCUUGGAGUCGACGUGGAUGACGAAGAUCUGACAGAGUCCGACAGAAACCGAGUCAGAACUGUGGAGAGCGCCAGCACUCUGGCGAGCAUCAACCCAGCAGCGGUCGUGUCCAGACUGAGCGUGUCUGAUCCGAGCGUCAGCUCUCUGUUCCCUGGCGGCAGCGUGGAUCUGAGUCUGGAGGCCAAUGCCAUAGCCCUGCGUUACCUCAGCGACUCUCAGCUCAGCCGGUUGUCUGUGGGAAGUCACGCCCCCCGCCCAGGCCCCGUCUCCUCUGGUGACUCCCUGCUGUCGCCUAGCAACAUGUCUCUGGCCACCAGGAAGUACAUGAGGAGGUACGGCCUGAUCGAGGAGGAGGAGGAGGACGGCGAGGAUGAAGAGGAACGGGGGGAGGCCGGAGUCCAGGACGCAUUGACUCUCCAGCCACUGACCGGAGCUCUGAACACGAAGCUCCUCCCACAGAGUCAGCUGAUCAGAGACCUCCGGCCAAAGAUGCAGAUGUUAGCUGGAAAAAACAAACCGAACACCGCUGUCAAGGAGAACUGUUCCAGCGGCCGACCAUCUUUAGUGAGGGCGAGGAGCCGCCAGACAGAGGAAUCAGUGGGAAACAUCCUGGAUCUGAGCCGCCUGAGACAGCUGCCCAAACUCUUCUGACACCAAGACACCAGAAAUCCAGCAGUCAGAUGGGCAAGAAACUGUCAUCUUUUAAAUGGAGUCUGGUGUCUCUGAGGUGCUUGGUAUGGAAUCACUCUGCUGGUCUGACUCAGUGGUUUUACUGGAUCUGCCAUCUUCAGUCAGCUGGAGGACUUGGUGUGAAACAUCUGUCCAAACUGUUCUGACAGCUGCUAAAACCCAAAACUGAAAACCAGCUGCUGCUCAGACUCAGAUGUCGAAGUCCUGCUAGAACAUUGUAAAAACUGUUUACAUUUUAAAUGAAGUCUGGUGUGUCUGAAUACUCAUGGUCAUAUUGAUUUUACUGGCAAUCUACCAUCAUCAGUCGAGUCAGGCAACUUCAGUGACAUUACAUCCUGGACCCAAACUGCAAAAACUAUAAAACCAGAAACCAAAGUUGGAUCAGACCCACAAUGUCUGAGAAAGGCUUAAAGAGUUUAAAAACUCACUUCUUCUAAAUGGAAUCUGGUGGAAACACUGUGCUGGUGUGUCUCAGGCCCUGGUUUUCAUGGUCAGACUGGUUUUACUGGAAAUCUGCCACCUGUUUGUCUGCUUUCACUCACUAUGUCAGACGUGUGUGUGUGUUCAUGAAAUGUGUGUUUCUGAUUUUGUCACUUAUUUUUAUGUCAAAAUGUGUUUUGCACAGAUCUUUAUGUUAACGAUUCCUCAA
Toxotes jaculatrix (banded archerfish) is the source of this 4347-nucleotide messenger RNA. It is a transcript of the gene stil, whose product is annotated as STIL centriolar assembly protein. The transcript has 16 exons. Lineage: Eukaryota; Metazoa; Chordata; Actinopteri; Toxotidae. The record is from RefSeq and is a predicted model, not a curated record. Gene Ontology annotation, cellular component: centriole; centrosome. Bases 261 to 3659 code for a protein of 1132 amino acids. Gene Ontology annotation, biological process: smoothened signaling pathway; protein localization to centrosome; mitotic spindle organization.